CGCGGCCGAAGAUGGCGACGGCGUGAGGCCGGCGGCCCAUGGCGCCCGGCGGCGGGCGGCAGCAGGGGCAGCCGCGGGGCCGGCGGAAAGCGGCGUGAGGCGGCGGGAGCCGAAGCGGCGCCGGGAGCGGAGCCGGGAGCGGGGCCGGCAGCGGGGCCGGCAGCGGGGCAUGCCCCCGCGGCGAGCCCGGCCGCCGGUGCCGGUGCGGAGCGGCGCCGCCUCCCCCCGCCGCAGCAUGGCGCGGCCGGCGGGCCGGGGGCCGGGGCUGGGCCGGCGGUGGUGGCGGCGGCGGCGGGGGGGAGAGGCGGAGGAGGAGGCGGCGGCGGCGGCGGCACCGGCCUCGCGGCCGGCCCUCGGCGCCCCUCGGCGUCCCCCCGGCCCGCCGGGCGCCGCCGCCGCCUCGCCAUGAUCCGCGGCGCCUGGCUGUCCCCCCGGGGGGGCGGCGGGGCCGUGUGCUGCGCCCCCCGCCGCAGCGACAAGCCGGCGGCCGACCCGGAGCGGGCGCAGAAAUGGCGCCUGUCGCUGGCCUCGCUGCUCUUCUUCACCGUGCUCCUCUCCGACCACCUCUGGCUCUGCGCCGCCGCCGCCAAGCUGCGCGCCCGGGAGCGGAGCGGCGCCGGGAGGCCGCGGGGCCGCGGGCCCAGGGCGCUGGGGGAGGCGGAGGACGGCGGGGCCGGGGGGGGCUGCGAGGCCUUCGUGGGCAACCUCAGCCGGCCCCCCGCGGCCCCCGGGCCUUGCCCCGCUCCCCGCGGCGACCUGGACUCGGCCUGCGCUCGCCUGGGCUCGCUGCAGCGCCUGCUGGGCUCGUUCGCCGGCGGGCAGCUGGCGGGCACGGCCCCGGCGCCCAGGAGCUUGCUGCAGGCGUAUUUUGGGAACUUGAACCUCUCCUUCUGCGAUAGCUACACGAUCUGGGACCUGCUGCGCGAGAUGGCCGGCCCCGACAGCCUGGACUGCAGCCUGGACAACCUGAUGCUGGACCUGGUGGCGGCGGCGGCGGCCGGGGCGCUGGGCGGGGAGGCGUGCAGCAGCUGCGUCCAGGCGUACCAGCGGCUGGACCAACACGCUCAGGAAAAAUACGAGGAGUUCGACCUCUUGCUGGAGAAAUACCUGCAGUCGGACGAGUACUCGGUCAGAUCCUGCGUGAGGGACUGCAAGGCCUCUAACGCAGGCAAACAGGCCCAAAAACCCAGUGGAGGAGGCGGAGGUGGGAGAAGGGGACGAGGCACGCGAGCUGCUCACAGCCCCGGAGCUCCUGGCAGCAGGAGGACGCGGUGCUGGGGGCUCACAGCCCUCCUGCGCCCGUGCCGGGUGGAGCCACGCUCCCUGUGCUGCCCAAACCCAGGGGCUGGCAGCGCUUGGGGACGGGAGCAGAGUCCUGGGACAGGGCUCAGGCAGGGCAGGGCAAGCAGGCUCGAAGGCAGAGCCUCCAAACACGACACCGUGAGGCCAUCACCGCUGCCUCUGGCCUGCGGAGAGGAGCUCUGCGCGGCGCUGGGGACAGCAUUAACCCAGGCUGUAGGGGCAGCGGUGACCUGAGAUGAACCAAGGAGCUGCAGCCCCCUCCCCGGGGGCACGGCGGGCACGCAGCCCUUUUGCAGCCCUUUUAUCCCUUUGCCCCCAGGGCUGGCGAGCUGGGAUCUGCCUCCCCCGGCACCCCCGGCACCCCCAGCCCCGGUGGGUCGCCCUGGGGGUGCCCCCCGAUCUGCCCAAGUGCCAGCACUCCUCCAGCAGCCGUCCCCGUGCCCUGCUGUGCCCAGCGGAGGGGAGAGCUCGGAGCAGCACGGUGUUAGCAGCAGAGCAGGCACUCGGGGAGCACUUCGUGUUCCUACAGCUGCGGGGCUGCCUUCCCCAGCACCACACGGACCAAACCUCAGCCCGGUUCCGUCUCUUCCCAAAAGCGAGCAGCGUAGCUGUGCCCCCAGCCCCGCGGCUCCCCACGGCCACCCGGCUCGCCCCUGCCACCUCCCUCCGCACGCAGCCUCCGGGAAGCAUGAUGGCUCCGUAAUUAAACCUGCUUCCCUCUCCCGGAGCCGUGUGGUGGAGAGGCAGCGCCGUGCCUCGCAGCCAGGCGCUCUCCUCGUGCGCCGCCCCGAGAGGGCUGCCUGCAGAGCGUCCCCUGCUCCCCGUGCAGGGCUCGGGCGCUGCUUUAACGGGGGAGUUUGGAGGGGUGCGUGGGCAGCUCGGGGCCGUGCUCUCCCCCCGGCACGGCGCUGGGGACACGGGGCCUGCCUUUCACCAAGGGCACGGCCGCGAGGUGCUGGCCCUGGCUCUCAGGACCGCGUUUCUGCACCCGCUCCCGCCCGGAACCGUUUUGGGAAAGGAGCUGGCGCUGGCGUGCUGGGCCGGCGCCAAGGCAGGUAAUUACAAUCUGCUCGCCCAAAUUCCCCCUGCGGUUUCGGAGGUACGUAGUAGCUGGCUGGCACCAAGCGCUUUGGUGCCGCCGCUCUGCUCCCGUGGCUGCAUCUGGGUGCUGAAUGAAGCAACCCGGCACCGGCGGGGGCUGAGCGUGCUGUGCGCCUCCCGUGCGUGCAGGCGGUGGCGACUGCUGGCCCCGGAUCUCGUGCUCUGGUGCCGGGUGGGCUCGGCAGAAAGCAGGAGGAGCUGGGAGGGAUGGAGCGGGCUCCAGGAAGGGUUCGUGGCCACCUGGGCCAGUGGCAGCCCUCGUGGGGGUCCCACGGGGUCAGGCUGAAGGCAACACCCACUGGUGGUGAGGGGAUGUCCCCGGAGAGCAGAGGAGGGAGAGGUUGGUGGUGGCUUUUCAGGAGAGCCCAAAUAGACAAGGUGGGUUUUGGGGCAGAGCUCCCCGCGCCCUCCAGCCCCCGCAUCCAUCCCCGCCGAGUCUGAGCUGCGUGACCCCAGCACAGAGACCUGCAGAGAGCAGCACACGGAGCAGAAAGUCCUCAGCUGGGCUCAGGGGACUCCGUGGCAGCCAGAAACAGAGCCCUGCGUGGAUGAGCCUUCCCCGGGUGCCCGUGGGCCGUGAGCAGCCGUGGUGGGAAGGCAGGAAACGAGCUGGGGAGCCGCGAAGCUGGAGCUGGCAGCUGCGAGGCGUGCGGCGCGGAUCCUGGCUCGCGCCCUUCUCACAUUCGCGGUUGCCUCCGUGGAGCAUCUGCGAGCGGCAGCGCCGCGGCUCCACAGGCGCCACUUGGGACGCAACAGGAGGCCGCCAGCAGCAGGCGACCCGCGAGGCAUUCCCCGGGGGCCCAAAUUCUCCGGCGUGGGCGCCCGAAUCUGCAGGCGUCGACCCCAGCGCUCGCUGCGGUGCCUGGUGGAAGCAGGGCGCUUGUUGGAGGCGAUUCCCUGCGUGCUGAGCUGCUUCGCUUUCAGCUCUCCACAGCUUUCUCCUCUCCUGUGACUUGAGGCCGCCAGCAGCCUGGCCCGGUGCUGUGGCCGUGAGCUUUUGGCCUCGUUUCCCCCCCCUUUUGGCCUCGUUUCCCCCCCUUUGGCCUGGUUUCCCCCAGCCUCCCGAGGCUUAGCGGGGGCUGCGCGGGAAGAGCCGGCCACGGGAGCUUUAAAGCGCCCUGGGUUUGUGAUUCCUUCCCAAACGCUGAACAACGCUGCACGUUCUGCCCUGUGGUGCUGUGUGCUCGGUGAGGUUUGGUGGCAAAACUGUGGCCGAAUAUCCCGGGGGAAGCCCAGGACACGGGCACGCAACCAGCGGGCUCCAUGCAUGCGUGAUGCAGCGUGGCAGGAGAUCCCGAUCCCUCCAAAUUGCUGCCCCGCCUGGUGCUCGGGGCUGGUUUUCUCCUCCUUUUCCCCCCUCUUCCCGAAUUGACGAAGCCCAGCGUCGCCUGCAGCUCGGCUGCCACGCAGUCAGGGCUUUGUGGCUUUAAAGCCGGAGGCUCUGUGCUUGUGCUGCCUCCCUCAGCCCACAGCCGCUGCGCAGAGCGCUCCUGGAAGCGCAGCCCCGGCCUUACCCGGGCAAAUAAAGAUCUAUGGGACCACGGCUGGUGAAUUAAGGCCUCAUUAGGCUGCGGGAAACAAAGCAGCGGGGAGAGAAGGGCUGACAGGCGGGAGCUGCAGGAGCUGGGCUGGGAAGGGCAGGCUGGACAGGACCUGGAGCGGCUCAGCCCUGAUUAGAUUACCAGGGCUCCUCUGUGUGCUCGGGCCGGCGGCUGUUGCAUCGCGCUGCGGCCCUGCCUGGAGCUCCUUCCCCACCCUGAUUUCCCCGUUACCCAUAUCAGGGACCCCUUUGGGUGCGUGGCAAGGCAGGAUUUUGCUCCCCAGGAUUUUGGGCAGCGCUGGUGGGAGGCAGAGGCUGGUCCCCCGUACAGGGCAGCGGCAGCAAGCUCGGCUUUUAGGUCUCAGUGUUGCCCAGUGAAAUUCCCAGUGGAUUUUGGUUCCUGGGUGGGUUUCCCAGCACAAGGCUGCCACAGAGCCCAUCACCACUGCGCCGUGCCGCCCUGCCACGGGGCAGGCUCUCCCUGCAUCCACAGGGAUGGCAAGGAUGGUCUGAAAACCACCAGGAAAGCAGCGUGCCUUCACCCCAAAAAAGAUCCAAGAUGGGCACCGGCGUCUGGAAGGAGGACAGGAAAGCCGAGAAGGGAAGGAGCUGUUGUCCCGUGCAGCUGGUGGGCACGGCACACUGCGUUUUCGGGAGCCUGUAUUUAUGGUGACCUGGCGAGGCGGCCUCGCUGCCAGCAGGCAGGGCGCAGCGCGGUGCCCGGGGGGCCCGGAUCGGGGACGGCUCGUGAGGCUGCUGCCCUACGAGGAGGUGAUGUGCGAUGUGUGCUGACCCCGCGGGCAUAAAGGACCCUGGCAGCAUCACCUCGGAGCUCCUGUCCUCGUCUGCGGGGUCGCCACGCAGCCCGGAGCCGCUCCGGCACCCCAAGGUGCUGCACCCACCCCGUGCCUCUGAAGCACCCCGCAGCCAAGCAGGCUUCUCCUGCGGCCCCAAAGGCAGCGGGGGCGCCUCGUGGCGAUGCCCCGCGGGGUUUUCCCUCUGCUGGCAGCGGGCAGGAUGCACCUGGGCUGCCGGGGGCUGUUCCUGCCGUCAGCGGGAGGCAUUAGGAUGCGGCUCAUGCCUGGCUCUGCACAGAGGAGGCCGGGCUCCGCUGUCGUUUGAAGGGCAAUGACUCAGGGACAGCAAAUCCAUGAAUGAGGCACAGAGGCUGCCCGGGGGAGCAGGAGCCAGCUGGCCACACGGUGCAGGGUGGGCAGGGGGCACGGUGCUGGCUGAGGCCCCCAGCAGAGCAACUCCUUCCCGAGCCCGGCCCCGCUCUCCUUCCUCAUCACUUUUUGGCUUUUACUUCUCCAAAUUCUGGUGUGAGCACGGAUGGCAAAAGGCAGCGUGAAGGCACCACCUGGCAAGGCUUUGGUGUGCCAGCGCCCUGCCCCGGCGAGCUCCCGGUGCUGGCUGGAGAAGGAGGAGCUGCCCCUGCUCAUCCCCUCAGGGUGGAGAGGUUUGGCACCUCGGCUGGCAUCUCAUCUCUGCAGGGCAGCUGCCCCUGCCUGGGUAGAGCCUUGCCAGAGGCUGUGCGGGCUGUAGCCUGCAGGCGAUGUGCAAAGUUUUGGCAAAAAGUUUCUCUUUCCUUUGGAAACGCUCCGGAUUUCAAAGCCCGAGCCCCUGGCAUCACACAGAGACCCCCACCAGCCACCAGCGGCUGCUGCCCUGGAUCCCACCGGGGCUGGGGAGAUGUUGUGGGCUCUUCAGGGCACACACCAUCCCCUCGGGGCUGCUGGCAGGGUCUUCUCUGCGGUGGGUUUUGCUCAUUUCUUGCCCCUCUUCUCACCUCCCCUGGGCUCCUUCUGUUGUUUCGGGGUCCCUCCCGGAGCUCACUGCGCCUCCGUGCCUGGCAGUGUCAGCAGAUGCAAUUAACGGGGCCGCUCAGUGAUUACGAAGUCGUUUGGGCUGAUUUUGGCCUUGGUGGCACCUGGCUGGGCUCCCGAUUCCCCCCAGAGACACGGCGUGAGGCUGAGGUGUCUCCUUGAACCCUGCCUGGUGCUGCGCGCCCUGCUCCGCCGUGCCCUCGCAGCAGAGCCCCCGCAGUGCUGGAGAAACUUCUUCAGGCUCCAGCUGUGGGUAAUUGAUGGCUUGUGGCACUGAAGUGUCUCGCCUUUAUUUUUUUAUAUCCCUUCUAAUGUAACAGGAUGUUCUCAUUAGCCCCAUCAAUGUUUAAUCUGCUUUGGAGCCCUGGCUGCAGCCGUAUCUGACGGGGGUGAAUUCCUCCAGCGCCUCUGAUGGAUCGCGGGCACCUGAUGGCUGCGUCUGCCCCGGCUCUGUCGGAACCGUCUGCGUCCUCCUGGCCGCCUUUAAUCCCUUUUUACUCGGCUUUCAUCACUUUUUACUCGGUUUUAAUCACUUUUUACUCAGCUUUCGUCCCUUUUUAGCGGGGGGCUGGCAGGUGGCAGGGGGCUGCGCCUGCAGCUGGGGCUCUCCAAGUCCUGCCAGGAGGUGCCUGCUGCUGGUGGGCAGCUCCCAAACCCUCCCCGGGCUUCGUGCUUCAGCUCGGAGCCCCCAGGGGUUGUGCUCGGGGUGCUGCUCUUGGUUCUCCACACCCCGCAGGCUUCGCUUGCGUUGGACACGCCGCAGCCCCCGAUGGAGAGCAGCACUGGGGGCGCAUCCCCUCUCCCUGAGCACGUUUUCUCCUCGGGGCUGUUAUUUCUGCAUCCAAGCAGCAUUUUGGGUGUAGCUGCUUAGGGAAGCGCCGCUCUGGAGCCAGGUCCCAGCCACCAUUUGACUUGUGCUGCUCUUCCAGCUCUCGCCAUCCCCGGUGUGCCCCUCGCCAGGGCCAGGCAGGGCUCGGUGCCGUUUUUCACGGUCCUUGGGUUCCUCCUGCAGGCAGCACCGUGCCCCGGGAGCUGCUGGAGCCCCCCAGGCACUGCUCCGGGGUAGUCCCAUCGCUCAUCCAUGUCCUGUGGCUUCUCACUGCGCCCUGCGUGGGUGCUGGGAGCCGCUCAGGCUCUGAUUUUUGGGAUGGGACGGGUGCACCCGGACCAGGCGCUGGGCUGGGGACUACCUGCUGGGGUUCGGCACAUCGGGAUGGGGCAGUGCCGCUCCACCCGGGCAUCUCCCACCCCUCCAUCCCCCAAUUCAGCAUCACGCCCCUGCUGGGCUCACCCCCAGGCCACCAGGGUGCCCCUGCUGAGGGUGGCAGGGCCCCGGCUGCUCCCUGCCCGCCGGCCACGUCCCAUCCUGGCUGCCCCUUCCCACGCAUACCUUCACGCCGUGCCCUCCCGUCCAGCUGCGCUUUGUCCCCUCUCAAACCCGGCCAAAAACGCCUCUCCAAAAGCAGGGCAGAAAGCAGCGCCGGGGAUUUACAGCCGCCCCUCUUGCCCCGCCGGCUCUGCAUGGGAGCGCGGGCGCUUUGCUCUCGGGUCUGUGCGCACCAGAAGUUUCUCAGGACAGGGUCUGUCUGCUGCCCGUGUCGUGCAGCCUGUGGCACAAUGGGGCCCAGUCCUCGCCCGCUUCCAUAAGCAGCGGCCUCAAUGUGCAUUUUGUUUACGUUCAAUACAUUUUGUUUUACAGCAGCGCCUGCAGGCAGCCCACCAAGACUGGGGCCGCGUUGUACCAGACACUGUCCAAAGCGUGGGCUGUCGCUGCCAGAAGAAAAUCGCAGGGCAGAGAGGACAGAGCCAGGAUGUGGGGGGACUGAACACGCCGCCGACAUCACGUAGGCUGCGCCGGGGCUUGGCCUUUGUGCUCGGGGGGCUGGCGGGCAGAGCGCUCCCAGCCCUCACCAUCCCCGCUGGGAGGAGGGACGCGGCGCCCCCAAGGUGGCAUUUCAUUGUUAAACCAGCGUUUGGUGGGAAUUUGGGUGCUCUGAAGAGGCCGGGUGGGAUCAAACCCCUGCGGCAGCCGGCUGGGGUCUGCCCGAGCAGGGUGGCUGUGGGCACGCGGCCGGAUACUGGUGGCAGCGGGGUCAUCGUGGCAAAGCUAAACUGGGCAAACUGGGAGCUGUGGUGGGAGGGAAGGGGCCCAGGGUCCCUUCUGUCCCGCCCAGGGUGGUUUUUGGGGCUCCUCUCCCUGUGCCCAGCGGGGCAUCGUGUUUGUCCUGCGGGCAGCAGGUGCAGCUGUAUGGCCAGGGCCCUGUCCCCAAAACCCCGAGCUGUGCGCCCAGCAGCUUUCCCAGGGGAAACGUCCCACAUUUCCCCCUUGCCUGGCUGAAGGUUUGUGUGUGUGCGUGCACAGAGGUGUAGGAGCUCGUUCUCUGCAUUGCCAGCUCCAGGCAGCGAGCUGAACGUGCUGCAGGCAGGGCUGUGGGGUGUCUGAGUAGAUGAGGGGCAUGCGCUCGUGCCCUAAGGCUGCUUUCUGAGAAUUUUGGCAGAGGUGAGCUUAGGGAGCUGCUUGUGUCUCGGGCUUGCUUUCAGGGGGGUCUAUUUGUGAAGGAGAGGGUUCUCGGAUACCUUCCUCGUUCCCUUCUUCUGGGGGGUAAAACAAAGACCCUAAAACCAAGUUUCUUCAUGAAACCACUGAGGUCAGCAGCGUUGGGACUGGAUUUAGGAUGUCGCGGAGGAAGGCGGCCUCCAGCCAGGGGCACGGUAGGGAUGAGGAAGAGGAGGAGGAAGAGGAUGCCCCCACUGCCCUGCUGCUGCCCCCCUUCCCCCCCAGCACCCCCCGGGCACCCUAUUUCUGGCUGGUGGCCCCCAUGGCGAGGUCGGUGCCACCCUUAGGUGCUGGGCGAGGAGCCGGCCCCUGCUCGCCUUCCCCCUGUGAGACAGAGGGUGCCCGGCUCCAGCGCUGUCAUCACCAGGCACCAGGCAGCUUUAUAGAAAGGAAAAAAAAAAAAAAAGAAGUAAAAACACUGAAAAAAGGAGCGAUCGCACGCAGUUCUGCUGUGUUUUUUCCUCUUCCCCGCGCCCCAGAGGGGAGCAUGCGAAGGGGCAAGGCGGGGAGAGCGCAGCCAGGACCCGGCUCCAGAAAUACCCAAGUGACCGACGAACCAGCUGUUGCAGAUAGGAUGUUGGAACGGCACGGAGCAAGGCUCAUGAGAAAAAAAAUACGUUGCUCGUUCCAAAGCCCAGCACCAUUUAUGUCAGGGUUGCAGGCGGCUGUAAUUGAAUCCGACGGUAAUUGGGCGCUGCAGUUGUGUUUGUGACUCCUCCGGGCCGGCCAGCGCCGUUCGCGUUCCCUUAAUCCGCUGCCAUCCACGGGGGCUCUUCUCUCCCCCUUACGUGGCCUGCUUCCCUCGCCGCAUCCUGAUGUGCCAGAGCUUGGAGAGGUGCCCGAGCGGCUCAUUAGCGGUGCUCAUUUCCCUGCGUCCGAGAUUAAUGAGGCGCAGCCCCUCCAGAUGCUCAUCCCAGGCCACGCUGGAGAGGCUCUGCUGCCAGCUCGGGGUGCUGGGCGCCGGGUCCCCGGUGACCCCGUGAGUGUGCACGGCCACGCAGCUGUCACCGGGUCAAGGAGGAGGACGAGGAAGAGGAGGAGGAGGAGGAGGAGGAGAGGAGUCGUGAGCGCAGCACCGAGCAGCUCCCAGGGCACAGCCACCCCAGCACGCUCCUGGAUGGCUCUGCAGAGCCGCCCCUGAGGCUUUCUCCACACAGCCCAAUAUUACUGCAAUUAAGCGCAGCCCUGGGAAGCUUUGCCAAGCUCUAAACCCGACGCUGGGUUUCUCAAAGCAUCCAAUUUCCCUGCACCUGGCGUAACCACUGAUUACGGCCCCUCCGUGGCUCCCUGUCCCUCGCCACCCCUCGGCUCGCUGGGCAGCGUGUGCCGGCUGCUCCCUGCCCGCCCAGGCGGGGAGAGCUUUGUUGCUUUGUUGCUUUGUUGUUUUGUUGCUUUUUUGCUUUGGAGCAUCUUUUUGAUGCUCCUCCAUCCCUGCCCUGCGCCUCCCGGAGGGUGCUUCAGACGGUGCCGGUGUCUACAAGGUGCUGGCAUCACCACCAGCAGAAUUAUUUCAAAGAAAAAAGCAGGACGUGGUUCUGUGCAGACAUCCCGAGGACACAGAAAGACUCUGGGGAAGGUUUUUAGGGACCUCUUUAGGACUUCUGGGGAAGGUUUUUUUUCGGUUGUGUUCACAUGGCCCGGCUGGGGAGUCUGAUCCUGUGAUUCCCAGAGCAGCCAAACCCCGAAGCAGAAAGGAGGAAACGCCCACCAAAAGGCAGCUUAAUUCCUACAGAAACGGUAAAGAGCGAGGAGGAGACACGGGCGAGCUUUCCGCGGUGAGUCAGGCAGCGAGUAAAUCUCCUCCUGCCCUCAAUCCUCAGGCGUCCCCUGCAAGAGCAGGAGGAAGCUGCGGGGGACGAGCGGCGAGGGGAGGCGCAGGACGGAGGGGCUGCGAGGGGGCUGCGGGCACGGCGAGACCCUGCUGGUUGGGAAGUCCACAAAGUGCUGCUCCCCAGGCCCUGGAGAAGGGGAUUUGGGAAAAGGAGGAGGCAGCGGGGUCGGGGAAGCGAUCACCCCGGGCUCCCUGCCCAGCUCCCCUCCUCCUCGGCCCCAGGGAAUGAGCUCAGCAGAGGCAGAUCCAGAACUGGAGCUCCAGGCUCUCCCUCCUGGCCGUGUCCUCGCAGUCUGGUUCCAGAGCCAGGCCUUCAUCUGGAGCUGUUCCACUCAGCCUGAAUAAUUAAUAUCCAGAGAGAAAAAGCAGGGCUGAGGCUGCAGCUCCCACAGCCCAGCCGAAAGCCGUGGCCACGGGGCUGCUGACUGCCCGGCCCCCGUUCAACUUUUUCUGAUGAAAAUUUCACCAAAACAACGCUUCCGUGGGAAUGCUGGGGUCUGUGAACGGGCAUUUUCCAGGGGA
Messenger RNA from Anas platyrhynchos (mallard), 10679 nucleotides. It is a transcript of the gene NALF2, whose product is annotated as NALCN channel auxiliary factor 2. Gene Ontology annotation, biological process: calcium ion import across plasma membrane. Lineage: Eukaryota; Metazoa; Chordata; Aves; Anseriformes; Anatidae. Gene Ontology annotation, molecular function: stretch-activated, monoatomic cation-selective, calcium channel activity. The record is from RefSeq and is a predicted model, not a curated record. Gene Ontology annotation, cellular component: plasma membrane.